Aspergillus vadensis CBS 113365 is the source of this 916-nucleotide messenger RNA. RefSeq lists its product as uncharacterized. Lineage: Eukaryota; Fungi; Ascomycota; Eurotiomycetes; Eurotiales; Aspergillaceae. The coding region runs from base 103 to 759 and encodes 218 amino acids. The record is from RefSeq and is a predicted model, not a curated record. The transcript has 3 exons.
CCCAUCCCAUUCCAUCACUCUCACCUUCACAUCCACCUAUUUCAUACCAUGAACCCAUCACCACCACACCACCAACCCUAAUCCCAAUAAUAAAAAGCCAAAAUGACCCUAAAACCCCUAACCAGCAGCAUCCACAUCAAAACGCAUCCAGCCCCGCGCUCCCUCUCCGAAAGCAAACUCAUUCUCUCCGCACUCCAGAAAUUCGGCGAAGUCGUGACAUUUCGAAAUCUAAAAUACGACCCCACAAACACAUCCCCCAAAUCCGCCCACAAUACCAUCGCAAUCUUCGAGUCCGCGGCCGCGGCGUCUUCGGCUAUUGCGGCGUCGCCGAUUACUAUCCCUGUACAAUCUCAAACACAAAAUCAAUCGCAAAGCCAGAGUCUAGAGGGAAAAGAUGAAUCUCCCUCGCAUACAGCCACACACCCCACACAAUCACAAUCACAACCACAACCACAACCCCAAGGACCGACCUUAACAUGCACGAUCCAGCCCUCACGACAUAACCACGUCUCGGCGAUGACGCGCAAUCCAUACCAUACGUUCUUCUACGUGGAUAAGGGAAGCCAUAUGUACAAGGAUCUGGUGAAGAGUGGCAUACCGUUGGAUUAUCUGGCGGAUGGGCCGAUGAGGAGGAAAGCGCAUGUGCCGGAGCGGGUGAAGAGGAUGCUGGAUCGGGAUGUGUGGAGAUUUGGGGGGAAGAGUUUGAUGGGGUUGUAUCGGUUUGGGGUGAAGAGGAAUGUUGGGAUGAUGAUUGUAUGAUUUGUUUCCUUUUUUUCCUCUGUAUAAUAGGUUGGAUCGGUUGGGUUGUACAUGUAUGUAUAGCGGGCUACGUACGUCACUUCGUUUAUUGUAAUUCUAAUAGGUGAUGGGUAGGUGGUGGGCGGGUACAUUAAUAGCUAUGGAUGAGGUUAAUGGC